Molecule: messenger RNA, 3164 nt
Organism: Ficedula albicollis (Collared flycatcher)
Lineage: Eukaryota; Metazoa; Chordata; Aves; Passeriformes; Muscicapidae
Product: nuclear pore complex protein Nup98-Nup96
Exons: 20
Coding region: 94-2865 (923 amino acids)
Biological process (GO): post-transcriptional tethering of RNA polymerase II gene DNA at nuclear periphery; RNA export from nucleus; protein import into nucleus
Cellular component (GO): nuclear pore cytoplasmic filaments; nuclear pore
Molecular function (GO): structural constituent of nuclear pore
Source: RefSeq, a predicted model, not a curated record
GCUGCCCUUGGCAGUGAGGGAGAUGGAAAGUGGUUCAAUAAAACUUGAAUUCUGCUUCCCAGGUCUAGGACGAAAAUCUGAUAUAUCCUGAAAAUGUUUAACAAAUCCUUUGGAACUCCGUUCGGAGGCAGCACCGGCUUUGGGACAACUUCAACUUUUGGGCAAAAUGCUGGCUUUGGCACGAGCAGCGGAGGGGCCUUCGGGACGUCGGCCUUCGGCUCCACCAACAACACCGGCAGCCUCUUCGGGAGCACGCAGACCAAGCCAGGAGGAUUGUUUGGCUCAACCACGUUCAACCAACCAGCCACCUCCUCCACCAGCACUGGCUUUGGGUUUGGAACAUCCACUGGCACAUCCAACAGCCUCUUUGGAACCACCAGCACUGGUGGGAGCCUCUUCUCGUCCCAGAACAAUGCCUUUGCACAGAACAAGCCAGCUGGCUUUGGAAACUUUGGUACGAGCACCAGCAGUGGGGGGCUCUUUGGAACCACCAACACCACUUCCAACCCCUUUGGGAGCACAUCUGGCUCUCUCUUUGGCCCAACCAGCUUUACUGCUGCUCCAACUGGCACAACUAUUAAAUUUAAUCCCCCAACCGGCACGGACACCAUGGUGAAAUCGGGCGUGAGCACCAACAUCAACACCAAGCACCAGUGCAUCACUGCCAUGAAGGAGUACGAGAGCAAGUCCCUCGAGGAACUCCGUUUGGAAGACUACCAGGCAAACAGGAAAGGGCCCACGAAUCCUGUGGGAGCAGGAGCAACUGCUGGCUUGUUUGGCUCUUCCACUGCCACGUCCAGCACAGCCACAGGACUUUUUGGCUCUUCCACUACCAAUACAGGCUUUUCCUAUGGACAGAAUAAAACUGCUUUUGGAACCAGUACCACCGGCUUUGGCACAGGCACCAGCGGGGGGCUCUUUGGGCAGCAGCCGCAGACCACGAGCCUGUUCAACAAGCCCUUCGGCCAGGCCACCACCACGCAGAACACCGGCUUCUCCUUCGGGGGCACCAGCACCCUGGGCCAGCCCAACACCAACACCAUGGGUCUCUUUGGGGUUACCCAGUCCUCACAGGCUGGAGGCCUUUUUGGGACAGCUGCCAAUACAAAUGCUGGGACUGGAUUUGGAACGGGAACUGGCCUUUUUGGACAAGCCAACACAGGAUUUGGUGUUGGUGGUUCGACCCUGUUUGGGAACAAGCCUGCUGGAUUUGGAGCCACCACGACCAGCGCUCCCUCGUUCGGUACCACCACGGGCGGGGGCCUCUUUGGUUUUGGUGCCAACACUGCUGGAAAUAGCUUGUUUGGAAACAAACCUGCAACUGGGACUCUGGGCACUGGACUUGGAACAGGGUUUGGAACAGCUCUGGGGGCAGGACAGACGUCCCUGUUUGGGAACACGCAGCCCAAGCUGGGGGGCACACUGGGGACGGGAGCCUUCGGCGCGCCGGGAUUCAACUCCUCCUCUGCCACGCUGGGCUUUGGGGCCCCUCAGCCUGCUGUAGCUCUGACAGACCCCAAUGCCUCUGCAGCCCAGCAAGCUGUCCUCCAGCAGCACCUCAACAGCCUGACCUACUCACCCUUUGGGGACUCCCCACUCUUCAGAAACCCCAUGUCAGACCCCAAGAAGAAGGAAGAGAGGCUGAAGCCAACCAACCCAGCAGCCCAGAAGGCCUUGACCACCCCCACCCACUACAAGCUGACCCCCCGCCCCGCCACCCGAGUGCGGCCCAAGGCGCUGCAGUCGGCGGGCUCGGCCAAGUCCCAGCUCUUCGAUGGGCUGGAUGAUGAUGAGCCCUCCCUGUCCAACGGAGCCUUCAUGCCAAAGAAGAGCAUCAAGAAGCUGGUUCUGAAGAACCUGAGCAGCAGCACCCUGUUCUCCCCCGUGAGCCGAGAGAACGAGGACCUGGCGUCACCGUCGGAGUACCCGGAGAAUGGGGACAGGUUCUUCCUGUCGGUGCCUGCCGAGGAGAACCACCGGCAGGACGGGGAGCGGGAGGAGGAGGAGGAGCCGCACGAGGUGACGCGCUUCUACACCAACCCCAUCGCCAAGCCGGUGCCGCAGAGCCCCGAGGGGCCGCGGCUGGACGACACCAUCGUGGCGCUCAACAUGCGCAACGGGCUGGAGGGCAGCAGCGAGGACGCCUCCUGCCAGGAGGACUCCCUGCACGACGAGUGGGACAAGGAGGCCGAGCCCGGGCAGCAGCUGCACCCUGCAGGGAUUGUUCUGACUCGAGCUGGCUACUACACCAUCCCGUCCCUGGAGGAGCUGGCCCGGCUGACCAACGACAGGAAAGAAUGUAUCGUGACAGACUUCACCAUCGGCCGCAGGGGUUAUGGAUCAAUUUACUUCGAAGGAGAAGUAAAUCUAACCAACUUAAACCUGGAUGAGAUCGUACAUAUCCGGAGAAAAGAAGUUAUUGUGUACCCUGACGACGAGAGAAAACCUCCCAUUGGCGAAGGGUUAAACAGGCGUGCCGAGGUGACCCUGGACGGGGUGUGGCCCACGGACAAGACGUCGCGGUGCCUGAUCAAGAGCCCCGAGCGGCUGGCGGAGAUGAACUACGAGGGGCGGCUGGAGGCCGUGUCCCGCCGGCAGGGGGCGCGCUUCAAGGAGUACCGGCCCGAGACCGGCUCCUGGGUCUUCAAGGUAGCACACUUUUCCAAGUAUGGCUUGCAAGAUUCAGAUGAGGAAGAGGAAGAUCAUCCUUCAAAAGUGGACACCAAGAAGUUAAAGACCACGCCUGUGCCACCCCCAGGGCACCUGCCACCCCAGCAGAUGGCUCUGAACGGCAAACCAGCACCCCCAGCUCAGUCUGACUUUGGCAGAUUUGCACCUCUUCUGGAAGAACCCUUGUUUUUGUGACUAUUAAAUGCACGCCCGUAAUGCCACCGCCGUGUGCUGCCUGCCUGGACAGUGAUGCUGUGCACUCAGUUGCCUUUACCACCAUUAGUGUGCAAGACUGACUGCUUUUUAUUUUAAGAAUGUGCUCUAUUUUUAUUAAAACAAUACUUUUUGUAAGGCUGGCUAUAUGCUGGCUUUGUAAACAUAUUUGUGUUGGAUGUGACUGCUUUAAACCUUUGCAAAACAUCCUCAGUGCUGGGCCCAACUUACACAGGAAUAUUUAAUCCACAGGCAGUGUUUGUUCCAAUUCACUGGGAGUA